Molecule: messenger RNA, 2699 nt
Organism: Micropterus salmoides (largemouth bass)
Lineage: Eukaryota; Metazoa; Chordata; Actinopteri; Centrarchiformes; Centrarchidae
Exons: 10
Coding region: 213-1628 (471 amino acids)
Source: RefSeq, a predicted model, not a curated record
GGUCGAGGCAACAUCUCCAGGUCGAAAUAAAGAACACACCUUUUGAUAACAGAUUGCAGUAGCCUGCGCUAUCAUGCCCAACACAAAAAACUUUUUUUGGUGGUGCGCCUUUUGUCUGUAAACAGGAGAUGAUUUCAGCCUUCAGCUUGAUAAGGUUUCUCCACUGAAUCAGGGAGACAUAUAUUAGGCAAGCACGGCAGAACUGAGGCAAAAUGUCUGUCAACGAUCAUCAUCAGCCGUCUCCACUAAAGAAGUUCAGAUUGUUAAUGUGCAUCAUUGCGGUGGACACCAUCCUCUUUCUCACCCUGCUGCUGUGGAUCUACAGGUCUAAUGAGAGCUUCCAGUCCUGGACCCAGUACUACAAAGCAACAACUAAGCCUCAGAUGACAGCGCAACCAAAAUUGCCUCCACAAUGUGGUACAGGGCAAAUAGUUUCUCAGGGACAAAAGGGGUCUCUUGUGGCAGUCAAAAAGUCGAAGACACUGCUGAUAUCAGCUUAUCAGGAGCACCGCACAACAAACAAUGAGGUUCGUGUUAUUUCAGUGGUGCUGAGGGACAAGGAAGAAACCUACUUCUGCCAUAUCUGUUGUCAGAAGCAUCUAUACUUCUCUGAAGGUGUCAGCAACCUCAACAGCCAUCACUUUUGGUUUAAAUAUGGGGCAGCAGACAUCAUGUGUCCUGUGCCUUCAGGCUGUGAGACCCCAUCUCAUAUAGCUGUGACCUCUGCGGCAGACGACUCUGAAGAUAAACUUGACAAUGAGUUUUUUGAGGUGAAGAACCAGGAGGCGAACAUCAUCUUUCCUUACAACUUCACCGUCUGCCUCUCCACCAUGUUUGAUUUCACAAACGUUCUGCAGCUGGUCCAGAGUCUGGAAAUGAUGCAGUUACUGGGGGUGGACAGAGUUGCCAUCUACAAGACCAGCUGCAGCCCUGAAACACAGCGCAUACUGGACUACUACACACAUAAAGGUUUAGUAGAGGUGAUUCCUUGGCCUCUGUCCAGAUUUCUGAAUGUAUCUCGAGGCUGGCUUCCUCAACACGGCCCAGGUGACCUCCACUACUUUGGCCAGAUUGCUGCUCUCAAUGACUGUGUUUACAGAUACAUGUACCAGUCCAGAUAUGUGGCCCUGCAGGACAUGGACGAACUCAUUCUGCCCCAGACAGUCGACAGUUGGACGGCGCUUUUGCCUCUGCUGGAAAAUAAAUAUGGGGCUGACCUGUGUUACUUAUUUGAGAAUAACGUGUUCCCCAACACCAUGAAGUUGCCUCCUCCCACCUCCCAAACUCUGCCCCAGCAGAGCCCCAGCUGGCAGAAUGUGCCCGGGGUGAACAUCCUGGCUCACUUGUACCAGGAACCCCCUCUUUACGGUAACACCAAGAUCAUUGUCAACCCACGAGCUGUGUUCUCCACGGCCGUCCACAAAGUGCUGAGCUCACAGAAAGGCUGCACCUUGGUUGACAGGAAUAUAGCACGGAUGUACCACACAAGAGCUGCGAUACAAACCAAACUGAAACCAGACCAGCUGAUUUACGAUGACCGACUGCUGAGCUACAGCACCCGCCUCAUACAAACUGUCAAUACUGUGCUCAAAGAGAGUGGAUUUCUACAAGAGAACAGCAUGCAGUAGAGUGUGUGUGCCACAAAUCUCUUUGACUUUCCAAAUUGUUCUGACUUCAGAGGGCGUUCACUUGAAUUUCCCAGUUAGGGAAAACAAAUUUCCAAUUAUUCCAACACAACAUGAAUGCACAAUUUCUACCACCCAUGUGUAAACAUUGUACUUGAUGGCAGCAUAAAAUUAAACAAUACGGGGAGUCAUAACAUUAGCAUAAAGACUGAAACUAAAAGGUGGAUUACAAUCUCAAAUGCCAUCUUCUUUUGUGAUGAACUUCGAACUAGAUUCAACAGCGACCUCAUAGUCCUCCAUUGGUCCAUUGUGAGAUUAUACACAAUGGGCUCCCUGGUCUACAGGCCAAAGCUGGACCCUUCUGCUGUGAGGCUGUACUCAGGCACCGUGGUGCUUUGAGCUAAAUGCUAAUGCAUGCUAAAAUGUUCACUAAGACAAUGCUACAUGUGUAUGUUAAUCAGGUAUAAUGUUUACCAUGUUCACCAUGCUGACAAUAGAGGGCAUUUCUUCAAACUUGGCGCAAACAUCCACAAUGAACUGAACUUGUCAAAGGUUAAGGUCCUCAAACAGGUUUUUUCUAUUCUAGUUGCAGGUAUUUCAACCCUUUAUUACACAAUAGAAAUUAUGGAACUAACUUUAAAAUUGCACCAACUUAUUAAAAGUAUAUGAAUUAAAUAUAAAUGACAAUCAGUUGCAUUGGUCUGUAGUAUGUUAGUAAUAAUUUGUCAAGUAAGAGUAAUGUCAGACUAUUUUACUGAAUCUUGUAUUUAUUUGUGCUCGCAAGGGAAUAUCAAUCAAACUGGUGUUGGGUUGUUUUGAUAGAACAUCUCUUCUUUUUUAUUUUCUUAAAUGUUUUUUUUAUUGUGCACUCAGGGGGAAUAUUAAUCAAAUAGGUGUUGGUUUAUUCUAUUUAUACAAUCAGACAACACUUUCAAUAUCUUAUUCAUAUCAGUCAGUAUAUGAAACAGGGCAAGAUGUACAAGGUGAACUUCACAGAAGAAUAUAAUAUAAAUGGUGUGCAAAUUCCAUCUGUUAAAAACACUCAACACGUGGUGCAAGCAAAAAAUAAAAAAC